Molecule: messenger RNA, 1026 nt
Organism: Fomitopsis serialis
Lineage: Eukaryota; Fungi; Basidiomycota; Agaricomycetes; Polyporales; Fomitopsidaceae
Exons: 7
Coding region: 138-869 (243 amino acids)
Source: RefSeq, a predicted model, not a curated record
GUGUUCUUGAGUUAAAACGCGCCAAUGCCUCGUCGCAGACCGACAAGAUCGACGAGCUCAUCAGGCUUACCCGUGAAGAGGCGCAACGACGGCAAGCAUCAGAUGCAGAACUGGCAAAAUGCUUCACGCCGAUCAAAAUGGAAGAUUCAAUCCGACCUCUCCACCCAGAGGAACGCGUCGCGCACCUGGAGAAAGAGAAAGCAGCCCUGGAGAAACGGGUCCAAAACGCCGAACAUGAACGAGCUCUCCUCAACCAUAAGUGCGCAGAUGUUUUCCGUUCUGAGGCGUCAAUUCUGGCGGCGGAAGCCCCACUCUAUCCGCCGAAUACGAUUCUUUUCGACGAAGGCUUCGUCCCGCGGCCUACAGCAUGUACAAACACGAAGACCUGGCUCGGUGCCAUACCCCAGGAAGCCAGCGGUGGCAGAACGCUUUUCUUCCUUCCUCGGCCACCGAACUGCCUCCCUAUUCGCGUCCCUGGUUGGGCCAAGUCAGGGUACUGGUUCCAUCCAGAAGGUGCGAUUGUGGGAGAGCGGGAAUUUGAGCUCAUCAUUGAGACGAAGCAUAAUGAGUGGUGCUACGUAGGUCGCUAUCGCAGCACUCCGGUCUCUGGCGGCAACAUGCAGUUAUCCGAGUGGAUAGAGAUUGACGAGGCGACGAAAGUGCAUUAUGUCGGACGAGUGCAGUCGGAGGUAUUUGGGCAGUCCGGUCUCCCUGGAAUCGGCCAGAUGACUGUACAGGCUAUCCGGAAGAACUACGACACAGGUGUAUGGAGCAUUCCGUGUUACAGUCUGCAGUGCGUCGGAUACAGCAGAGCGCUGUAUGCUGGACUGCAAUUUGCAUCCAGAAAGACCGCGACCGUGGCAGGUUAACAUAGCUGCUAGACUAUCCAGACCUCAAAAGUAGCCGGGGGGUGAUGGUUCGCUCAGUAGGACCGUUUGCCAAAUGCUUUGAUUGCUAUUUCGUGACGACUAUCUACUACAAAACAUCUGAGAGUUCCUGCUGUCAUGUCGCUGUGCCAUAUUGCUU